This is a messenger RNA of Penicillium cinerascens, 1920 nucleotides long. Its product is annotated as flavin-containing monooxygenase. The record is from RefSeq and is a predicted model, not a curated record. The transcript has 4 exons. The coding region runs from base 1 to 1920 and encodes 639 amino acids. Gene Ontology annotation, molecular function: flavin adenine dinucleotide binding; NADP binding; N,N-dimethylaniline monooxygenase activity. Lineage: Eukaryota; Fungi; Ascomycota; Eurotiomycetes; Eurotiales; Aspergillaceae.
AUGACUCAACACCAAGGUCAAAAUGGAGAUUCGAGCAGUAACCCCAUGUUCGAGUCCUUUGGUCUGCCAGGUACUUUGAAAAUUGGAGGCAAUAGCAGAGGCCCGCAUCCUUCCUCGACUGAACGCCCUGUACACCGUCCGGAAUGGGAUAUCCCUUCCAGCCGUGGCUAUAUUCCUUCUAAAACGAUGAUUAAUGAGCCGCUCCCGGAAAAGCCAUUCCGCAUCAUAUUUCUAGGUGCAGGAGCAGCUGGCAUUGACUUUUUACAUUCGGCCCCCAAAUCGCUGAAAGACUCGAAUGUUAGCAUGGUUUGUUAUGAAAAGAAUGCCGACAUUGGAGGAACGUGGUUGGAGAACCGCUAUCCAGGAUGCGCGUGCGAUGUUCCAAGCAUCUCUUAUACGUUCCCGUGGCGGAGUAAUCCCGACUGGUCCCGCUUCUAUUCGUCGUCUCGCGAGAUUUGGCAGUACAUGCGUCGCAUUGUGGACGAGGAAGGGAUGAUGAAUUACAUCCGCCUACGCCACCAGGUUGUAGGAGCUCAGUGGAAUGAGGAAACUAGCAAGUGGCUGGUUACAAUCCGAAAGCUUGAUGAGACGGAUAGCAAUGGUCACCAUGAAGAGUUUCACGAUGAGUGCGACCUGUUACUGAAUGGUGGAGGGUUUUUGAACUCAUGGAAAUGGCCCGACAUUCCUGGAAUUCACACCUUCAAUGGAGAUCUUUUUCACUCCGCCAAUUAUGAAGAGAGCUAUGAUCUGAAGGGAAAGAGAGUUGCCGUUAUUGGCAAUGGAAGUUCCGGUAUUCAGGUCGUGGCGGAGGCCUAUAAAGAUGCCGCGAAGCUGUAUACCUGGGCUCGUAGCCCAACUUGGAUAAUUGCGGCAAUUGGGCAAAAGAAGGGCAGCAAGGAAGGCCAGAACUUCGAAUAUACCGACGCGCAGAAAGCAGAAUUCCAUCGGGAUCCUGUGAAAUACCAUCGCUAUCAUAAGUCUAUUGAGAAUAGUCUCAAUAAUAGAUUCAGGACUCUUCUCCGAGACACUGCUGAAUCAGACGAGGUCAAUGCGUUUGCAUACACAGAAAUGCGCAAUAAAUUGGCAAACCACCCUGAAAUCAUGGAAACACUCAUGCCAAAGAAUUUCAGCGUGAAUUGCCGCCGGCCCACCCCUGGAAAUGGGUAUCUAGAGGCCCUGUCAGGUUCGAAGACAACUGUUUUACCGGGAAGUAUUCAGGAGAUUACUCCCACUGGCAUUGUGGACAUGUAUGGGAAUAAACACGACGUCGAUGUGAUCAUAUGUGCUACAGGAUUUGAUACUUCGUUCCGGCCCCGAUUUCCCAUCAUCGGCUUAGAUCCUGAAGUAUCACUUGCAGAUAAAUGGGCUUCUUUCCCUUCCAGCUACCUGGGGGUCAGUGUGGACGGGUUCCCGAACUAUUUCUCCUAUGGAGGACCUUUUACUCCUGUGGCGCAAGGAACAGUUCUCCCUAUCCUGACCCUCUUGACACAUCAUUUCUUGGAGAUCAUAAAGACAAUGCGGAAGCAGCAUAUUCGGCGACUAAGUCCUAGGGCUUCAGCAGUUCAAGAUUUUGCCGAGCAUGCCGAAGCCUACCUACCGCGCACCACUUGGGCUGACCCGUGCAACAGCUGGUACAAAAUGGGCACGAAGGACUCCAAGAAGCUUGUUAUGUGGCCGGGAUCUCGCCUAUCUUAUUUCGAAUUGCUUGAACACCCUAUGCUUCAAGACUAUGAGAUUGAAUAUUGGAGUGGGAAUCGAUGGGGAUUCAUGGGUAAUGGUUUUGUGGAUUGCGAGUUUUCCGGAACGAGAGAUCUCACUUGGUACCUGGAUACAUUCUCAGAAAAUUCCAAUUUCGUCAAGGGGGUACCAAUGGAAGGUCCAGCAGAGUUCCAAGGAUUGGCUGAUGGUCGGGUUCCAUGA